UUUUUCUUUUUUUUUAUUUGGAUGCUAGGAAAAUUCAGGGAGACCUCGCAUUCAGCAAAUCAUCAUAAUAAUGCUCCCUUUGUAGAAUUUUUUUAAAAAUCAUCAUAAUUUUAGAAAUUUCUCCUGGAACAUGGGCUGCUGGGACAUUUGUACCAAUGGUACGUAAGCUUAGAGUAGAAUUGAACAGGAGAGGCUCCAUCUCCUUAAAUACUGGUACAAGGCGAAAGCUCAGUUACCAGGGCGAAUCCACAAUUCAGUGAACAUAGAGUAGAAUAGAAUCUGUAAUUAGUAGGCCGGUGGGAUCUUUUGAAGUGUAGUAGUAAUAUGGAUUCUUUGGCAGAAACAACCAAGAACCAAGUUGUACUAAAAGAAGAAGAAGAAGAGGAGGAGGAGCACUUCUCGUACGCCAUGCAGCUAGUUACCUCCGCAGGGCUGCCCAUGAUGUUGCUUGCUGCCAUCCGGCUCAAUGUGUUCGAGAUCAUCGCCAGAGCUGGUCCCGGUGCUCAACUGUCGCCUUCAGAAAUUGCGGCUAACGUGUCUUCAGAAAACCCAAAUGCCGCUGCUAUGCUGGAUCGGAUGUUGCGGCUCCUGGCAAGCUACUCUGUGCUCACCUGCUCCGUUGCCACCGACGUGGAUGGUGAUCAUGCUAUCCAAACGCCAACAAGAGUGUAUGGAUUGGCGCCGGUGGGCCAAGUUCUUUGUACAGAACAAAACAAAGGGAGGAGGUUCACUAAGCUCCUGCUGGCCUUGCUUCAAGAUAAGGUCUUCAUUGACGGUACCAAUUAGAAGAUGCAGUUCGCGAAGGGGGAGAUCCGUUUCACAGGGC
Molecule: messenger RNA, 826 nt
Organism: Coffea arabica (coffee)
Lineage: Eukaryota; Viridiplantae; Streptophyta; Magnoliopsida; Gentianales; Rubiaceae
Source: RefSeq, a predicted model, not a curated record